This is a messenger RNA of Mauremys mutica (yellowpond turtle), 9981 nucleotides long. It is a transcript of the gene PLCE1, whose product is annotated as phospholipase C epsilon 1. The transcript has 33 exons. Bases 587 to 7498 code for a protein of 2303 amino acids. Gene Ontology annotation, molecular function: guanyl-nucleotide exchange factor activity; phosphatidylinositol-4,5-bisphosphate phospholipase C activity. The record is from RefSeq and is a predicted model, not a curated record. NCBI's taxonomy places the organism in Eukaryota, Metazoa, Chordata, Testudines, Geoemydidae. Gene Ontology annotation, biological process: small GTPase-mediated signal transduction; lipid metabolic process; phosphatidylinositol-mediated signaling.
UCGACUCUACAGUCGAACGGGGGAAAAAAGCCAACUCUUUCACAGAGAUUAGUCUCUAGACUGAACUUUCAUUCACAACGUGUGAGACACACAAUGGCUCUGGACCAGCUUCUGCUCUACAAAGAUUUGGAGAAGGCUCCGUUAUCCAGUGAUCUUGAGUCACUGGGUAUUACCACUUAAAACAGAACGAGUUGCCUGCCAGAGGAAACUAAUUAACAUUGGAUGUUAUAUGGUGAGAUACAUCUUUGUGAUGGAUUAUAUGUUCAAAUAUGCUCUUUUUCUACAAACUGUAGCAACAAACAGUACCCUGCAUAUGACAGAAAUGCUGACAGUGGAAAGAAAAUUGUCAACUGGCAAUAUCACAUUUAAAAACUGCUUUAAGAAAAUCUGUAGUUCACAUCAGUAAUCCACAGCUGGUAAAGCUUUGUAGUUCGUAAUGCAUAUGCUUUUAAAAGUAAUAAAGGAUUCAAUGUGUUUUUACACAGUGUGUCUACACUGAUAAUUUAACACUGAAUUUUCGUACACUGAAAUCAUGGUAUGAUUAUCAGUGAGGAAAAAUAGAAUAUUAUCUAAAAACUUUGUCAAAAUGACCUCUGAGGAAAUGGCAGCUUCUGUACUUGUGUCUGUGACACAGGGUAAAGUGAUACCUGAUCAGUCAGCUGGAGAUGAAAAUAGUGAAAAUGCUUUGGACACCAACGUUAUAAAAAGACAUAUUGCUAAUCAAGGAAGGCAGACUACACAUACUUUCUCGUACUUACACAGACUUAAAGAAGAACAUCUUCAGGGCUCGCUGCCCAAAAUUUUCUCUUUGGCAAAUGGAGAAGAAAUGACUGAUAACAGGAAUAAUGAAAACUUCUGGGAGAAAAACACAUGCAUCCCUGGUUCAGUGGAGUUUCUUAACAUGAAUUGCAACAUUAUAAAGAAAAAAUGCAAGAGCAGUGUUCCGCAUAACCAGUUACAUAAAUCAUGUGAUUCUUUAGCAGAAGAACACACAUGCUUGGAAACUGGAAUUUCUACUUCACAGGAAAGGACCAUGUUUGCUGAAAUUCAGUUGAAGAUGGAUAGACCUUCAGUAGAGAUGAAGUCAUUAAGAAACCAGUCAGUGGUAAAUAAAAGUGGCACCGAUGAUGUUGAUAAUGUAGCAGUGUUUCACUUUCGCUAUGCUAGUGAAAGAAAUAUAUCAAAAGCUUUGUGCACACUACACAACAGCUUCAUUUUGGGUGAUUGUUUACAGCAUGUAAAUGUUGGUAAUGAUCACACCAGUGAUUCAACAGCCUGCACUUGUAAAUUAAUGGAAUUGACAAAUAAUUGUGACAAUAAAAAUGGACAACAGUUGUGUGAUAACUGUGACACUUUAAGGGACAAGUUUUUAUGUGUGGAAAGAGCAGCACGAAAGGUUAGAGUGGCAUGCUCAAGUCACAGCUUCUAUGGUGGUAAUUUUACUGGAAAAAUGCCCUCGAAGCCUUUUCUGAGUCAUUUUGAAGAUUGCAGUGAUAAUUGUGAAGAAGGGAUGGAGGAAUUUUAUAGAAACAAAAAGGAACGUUCCACUUUACUAAUCAGACGUUUUUGUAAAAAUGAUAAGGAGGUUAAAAAAUCAGUUUAUACUGGAACCAGGGCAAUUGUUAGGACUUUACCUUCAGGGCAUAUUGGAGAUGUUGCUUGGGAUUAUGUGGAGCAGAGGAGAAACAAGAGUGACUUAAAGCAUUGUAGGAUUAUCGCAAAACAUGUAACUAUUCAAGCCUUAAGUCAGGAAUUAAAUUCUGAUCUUGUGAAAUCCAUAGGGUGUGAGAUCUACAAUGCAGUGAAGGAGGAAGAGUCAGCGGAAGAUACUUUUGAAUAUCGUCUCCAUCUUCUGAGAGAGCUUCCAACACUAAAUGCAGAUUGCAGAUGCAAAAAUGUCUCUUUUGUAAAACCAUGUGUAGAAAGUGCUUGCUCUGAAUACCGUGCCACUUUACAAAGGACAUCACUCUCUAACUUUAUCACUGGUGCUCUACUAGAAGCAACUACAUCACUGGGAGCAAGAAGUGGUCUUCUAAACAUCUUUGGAGGGUCAACUGGAAGAACGAUGCUUAAAGAACGUCAACCGUGCACAUCUAUGGCUGGUUCAAAUGUGCUCCCCUCCAGUGUAGCUGGUAUCAGUAAAGAGCUAGUAGAACUUCAGCACCUCAUUCAGUUCCCAGAGGAGGUUGCUAGUAUUCUGACUGAACAGGAACAGGAUCUCUACCGAAAGAUCUUGCCCAUUGACUACCUCUGCUUCUUAACCAGGGAUUUGGGUAAUGCUGAAUGUCAGAGCAAACUUCCAUGCAUUAAAGCUUCCAUAUCUGCGACUAUUCUUUCUUCCCAAAAUGGUGAACACAAUGUUGUUGAAGAUCUCGUGACAAGAUUUAAUGAGGUGAGCUCUUGGGUUACAUGGUUGAUCCUUACUGCCGGUUCUAUGGAGGAGAAACGAGAAGUCUUCUCAUAUUUAGUACAUGUGGCAAAAUGCUGCUGGAACAUGGGAAACUACAAUGCCGUAAUGGAAUUCUUGGCAGGGCUUAGGUCUAGAAAAGUUUUAAAAAUGUGGCAGUUCAUGGAUCAAUCUGAUAUUGAAACCAUGCGAAGUCUGAAGGAUGCUAUGGCACAACAUGAAUCAUCCUCUGAAUAUCGGAAAGUGGUAAAUCGUGCUCUGAAUAUUCCAGGCUGUAAAGUAGUUCCUUUCUGUGGUGUAUUUUUAAAGGAGCUUUGUGAAGUUCUAGAUGGAGCAGCAAGCCUCAUCAGACUUUGCCCGCAGUAUAAUUCCCAGGAUGAAACAUUAGAGUUUGUUUCAGAUUACAGUGGGCAAGAUAAUUUCUUGCAACGAGUAGGCCAAGAUGGUUUAAAUAAUACAGAAAAAGAAUCAACAGCAAACAGUAUCUUUCAAACCAUUCGGAGUUGUAACCGCAGUUUGGAAUCUGAAGAAGUUGAAGACAAUUUUAGUGAAGGAGGCAAUUCAAGAAAAAACUCUUUGAAGGAUAGAAACCGAUACCAGUUUAUAAUUGGAGAUCUCUCAGAUUCAGAAAGUGACAUAUCUGAGCAGUCAAAAGAGUGGGACACAAAUACAACUGAAGAGCAGCAAAAAGCAUACAGUCAUGGAAUAGAACUCAUUCCCUGGUAUGUUUUAUCAAUCAGAGCUGAUGUCCAUCAGUUCAUGCUACAAGGGGCAACUGUCAUACAUUAUGACCAGGAGAUGCAUCUCUCAGCACGCUGUUUUCUUCAGCUUCAACCUGACAAUAGUACUUUGACAUGGAUAAAACCCACCACAGCUUGCCCUGCAAAUACUAAAGUAAAACUGGGUGCGCUAGGUAGCACUGCUGAGCUUGGUAAAUUUCAGUUUCUUGGCAGUACUGGAUUGAAUGGACUGGUGGAAGGUUUCUUGGAUUUGUUUUCAGCAAAGGCUGUGUACAUGGGGCACCCUGGCAUUGAUAUGCACACUGUGUGUGUUCAAAAUAAACUGUGUAGUAUGUCCCUUGAAGAGAAUGGAGUAACACUACUAUAUGGACUUCAAACUACUGAUAACAAGUUGCUGCACUUUGUGGCUCCAAAAUAUACUGCCAAAAUGCUGUAUGAUGGAUUGCUAGAAUUAACAAAAGCUGUAAGAAAAAUGAGGAAGUUCCCUGAUCAGAGAUUGCAGUGGCUACGGAAACAGUAUGUCUGCCUUUAUCAGGAGGAUGGCAGGUUUGAAGGCCCAACUUUGGCUCAGGCUGUUGAACUGUUUGGAGGCAGACGCUGGAGUGCAAGGAACACAAGCACAGGGGCCCUGACCAGAAGCACUGAGAAACCCAGUGUGCAGAGAAACAACACUCUGGGAAUAAGCACAGCCAAGAAAAAGAAGAAAGUACUCAUGAGGGGUGAAAGUGGAGAUGCUACUGAUGAUGAGAUGGCAACUCGUAAGACAAAAAGUUAUAAGGAAUAUCGUAAUAGAAGUGGUUCUGACCCUCAAGACAUUGAUGAACAAGAAGAAUCAGAUCAGAAUAUCAUGAUUAAUGCCUCUGCCUCUAACACUCUGCCAUCUAGAAGAGCUCAUUCUCUGACUGCAUCUGGAUCUCCUGUCUUAGCACCGGGGGCAUCUGCACCAAUCAGACCAGUCUCCUCUCCUGUAAUGUCAUCUUCAAGCAAGAAUCAGGCUAGUACUUGGAGCAGUAGUAGCUGGCAUGGCCGAGUCAAAGGAGGAUUGAAGGGGUUUCAGAACUUUAUGGUUUCCGAUAGUAAUAUGAGUUUUGUUGAGUUUGUAGAGCUCUUCAAGUCUUUCAGUGUUCGAAGCCGCAAGGAUCUUAAAGACCUCUUUGAUGUCUAUGCUGUACCCUGCAAUCGAUCAGGUUCUGAUUCUACUCCACUUUAUACUAAUCUGAAAAUUGAUGAGAACACCAGUGGACUCCAGCCUGAUUUAGAUUUAUUGACCAGGAAUGUAUCAGAUCUGGGUUUGUUCAUUAAUAGUAGACAGCAACUAUCAGAAAACCAGAGACAGAUAUCUGAUGCCAUUGCUGCUGCUAGCAUUGUAACUAAUGGUACUGGAGUAGAAAGCACAUCACUGGGAAUAUUUGGAGUGGGCAUCCAGCAACUCAAUGACUUCUUAGUGAAUUGCCAAGGUGAACACUGCACCUACGAUGAAAUCCUCAGUAUUAUCCAGAAAUUUGAACCCAGCGUCAAUAUGUGCCAGCAGGGGCUACUGUCAUUUGAAGGAUUUGCAAGGUUUCUGAUGGAUAAAGACAAUUUUGCCUCAAAAAACGAUGAGUCACAAGAGAAUAUUGAAGAGUUACAGCUACCGCUGUCAUAUUAUUACAUUGAGUCUUCACACAAUACAUACCUCACAGGCCAUCAGCUUAAAGGAGAAUCGUCAGUAGAGCUUUACAGCCAGGUUCUCUUACAAGGCUGUAGGAGUGUGGAAUUAGACUGCUGGGAUGGUGAUGAUGGGAUGCCUAUCAUUUAUCAUGGACAUACACUCACUACUAAGAUCCCUUUUAAGGAUGUAGUUGAAGCUAUUGAUCGCAGUGCCUUUAUCACCUCUGAUAUGCCAAUCAUCAUAUCUAUAGAGAACCACUGUUCAUUGCCUCAGCAACGCAAGAUGGCUGAAAUUUUUAAGAAUGUAUUUGGAGAUAAGCUGGUAACUAAGUUUUUAUUUGAGAGUGACUUCUCUGAUGAUCCAAUGCUCCCUUCACCGGACCAACUGAGAAGAAAAGUGCUGCUGAAAAACAAAAAACUCAAAGCCCAUCAAACUCCAGUGGAUAUUUUAAAACAAAAGGCUCACCAGCUGGCAUACAUGCAAGCCCAGGCCAGUAAUGGUGGCAAUGCUGGUAAUCCCACCACUAAUAAUGAAGAGGAGGAGGAUGAAGAGGAUGAAUAUGACUACGACUAUGAAUCUCUCUCUGAUGAUAACAUUCUGGAAGACCGACCUGAAACUAAAUCAUCCAGUGAUAAACUGCAAUUUGAAUAUAAUGAAGAAACUGCCAAGAGAAUAAAGAAGACCGAUUGCAUUACUUAUAACAAUAAAGGAAAGGUUUAUGACAUGGAACUGGGUGAAGAAUUUUAUCUUCCACAAAAUAAGAAGGAAAGUAGACAGAUAGCACCAGAGCUCUCAGAUCUUGUCAUCUAUUGCCAAGCUGUGAAAUUCCCUGGCCUGUCAACGCUAAACCCAUCUGGCUCUAGCAGAGGAAAGGAAAGAAAAAGCAGGAAGUCCAUUUUUGGCAACAAUCCGGGCAGACUAAGCCCUGGGGAGCCAGCAACGCUUGCCAAAGCAUCUGGAAAAGGUCCUUUUGAGGGUGCCCGGCAAACCUGGGAAGAACUUUGUUCUCCUCCUUUCAACCCUACAACUUCUCUCAGUGCUAUCAUAAGGACACCUAAAUGUUAUCAUAUCUCUUCACUGAAUGAGAAUGCUGCCAAACGUCUGUGCAGACGGUAUUCUCAGAAACUGAUUGAGCAUACCACCUGUCAGCUAUUGAGAACAUAUCCUGCUGCCACACGCAUUGACUCUUCAAACCCCCAUCCCCUUAUAUUCUGGCUCCAUGGAAUACAGCUUGUGGCAGUUAACUAUCAAACUGAUGAUCUCCCUCUGCAUCUUAAUGCAGCGAUGUUUGAGGCGAAUGGUGGCUGUGGGUGUGUUUUGAAACCCCCUGUUCUGUGGGACAAGAACUGUCCAAUGUACCAGCAAUUUUCUCCAUUAGACCGAGAUCCGUAUAAUAUAGAGCCAGCUAUAUAUUCUUUAACAAUUGUGUCUGGACAAAAUGUUUGUCCUAGCAACAGCACAGGAAGUCCAUGCAUUGAAGUUGAUGUACUUGGGAUGUCUUUGGAUAGCUGCCAUUUCCGCACAAAACCCAUACAUCGCAAUACUCUCAACCCCAUGUGGAAUGAACAGUUUCUCUACCGGGUUCACUUUGAGGAUCUGGUCUUUCUUAGAUUUGCAGUUGUUGAAAACAACAGCUCAGCUAUAACUGCUCAAAGAAUCAUUCCACUAAAGGCUCUAAAAAGAGGGUAUAGACAUCUCCAGCUACGAAACCAACACAAUGAAGCCUUAGAAAUCUCAAGCUUAUUCAUAAACAGUCGGAGGAUGGAAGAAAAUCCCUCUGGGAAUGUUGUGCCUACUUCUUUGUUGUUUAGCACAGAAGAGAAGAGAACUUCAACGUUGUACAAGGUCACAAUACAUGGAAUUCCAGGCCCUGAACCCUUUACUGUUUUUACUAUAAGUGAAGGGACUACAGCAGCACAGCUUCUUCAUCAAAUUUUGGCUACCACAAAAAGCACUGAAUCACAUGCUCCAGAUUAUUUUCUGAUGGAGGAAAAAUGUUUUAUAUCUAAAGAAAAGACUGAGUGCAGGAAACCACCAUUCCAGAGGGUGAUUGGCCCUGAGGAAGGGCUAGUACAGCUUUUGAACAGCUGGUUCCCAGAAGAAGGAUAUGUUGGAAGGAUUAUCUUUAAAACCCAAGAGGAAAAUUUGAAUGGGAGAAACAAUUUUCAAGAAGAGAAAGAAGAUGCAAACAUUAGUUCUGAAGACGAUAGUUUCUUUGUUCAAGUGCAUGAUGUUUCCCCAGAGCAGCCUCGCACUGUCAUCAAAGCUCCCCGCUUUAGCACAGCACAGGAUGUCAUACAACAGACUCUUUGCAAAGCCAAGUAUUCCUUCAGCAUUCUGAGUAAUCCCAACCCAAAUGACUAUGUCCUCUUGGAGGAGGUGACGAAAGAGCUAGCAAACAAAAAGUCAACAUCUAAGCCAUCACAGAGAAUUCUCUCUGAUCAAGAGUGUGUGUUUCAGGCUCAGAGCAAGUGGAAGGGAGCAGGGAAGUUUAUCCUUAAACUUAAAGAACAGGUUCACGCAGCACGGGAUGAUAAAAGAAAAGGCAUUUCAUUUGCCAGUGAACUUAAGAAAUUAACCAAGUCAAGUAAACAGUAUCGUGGUUUUACAUCAUCACCUUUGCAGAGCUCAUCAGACAAUACCCAGACUAAAGAUGAAAAAUCUGCAGGCAGUUUGACAUUUAGUGACAAUAUGGAAUAACAUCCAUAAAUGCCAGCAGUAUGUUCUAUGCAGGUGACUUUAAAGGCCCUAAAAUGGCCAAGACAAAAAGUCUGAGACUGACAAAACCAGAGUGAGAUAGAGGAAAUAUGACAAUCUUUCUCCACAUAGCCUUGCAUUUACUUGAUAACUGGAACCAACAUCACAGAUUCCUGAUUUAAGAUAUCUUUCUGCAUUCUCCAUGAAGGAAACUGCGGAGGCCUAAACUAUUCAGCGCUAGCUUGGCCUAUUCCAGACUGUGCUUCUUGGUGACAGAUACAGAUCUAGUAAUGCUGAGUGGGAUGUUACAGUUUCUAAUGUUUGGAAAGACGCUUGCCAGCAUUUGAAAGAGAGAUUCCUUUCUUCCCAAAUAUCGUCACAUCUGCAAAAUCUGAAGAGGAAGAUUAAGCAGAUUUCUUAAAUUGUACUUUGUAAACAGAAACAUGUCUCUUUUAAUAAACAAAAGAUAUAACUAAUUGCUUUAAGGGAAGAGAAUUAGAACUAGACUGUUCUGUGUAUUGUAUGAAAAUAAUGCACCUUUAAUGGGUCCUGUUCAACACUGUUAGGUGAUUGUAAAAAGAUUUACAUAGACUGUAACUUUCUUGGCAUCACAGAUUUAAUUUUGGUGAUAAACCAUAAAUAACUAUGGUAAGCGUUUUGAGUAUAUCUACGUUCACAAAAUAAUCAUGUACAAACAGCUAACUACACCUAAUUGAUAGUGGUAUUUUGACAAGGAACAACAUUUUCUUCAUUCAAAUUCUAGUUUUCCAGGCUUGUGUUUCAAGUAAAAAUGAUUAUUUAUUUUCAUGUUCCAAGAUAUGUGUCACUGUGUAAUAUAUUUAUCAUACUGUACUUUUUAAAAACUGCAGCUUCAUCUUUUAGGGGGAAAUAGUAAUUAUGUUCUGUUGAAAAGAAACAUUCAGAAAAUAACUAUUGGAAGCAUGCAAUUGCUUAACAUUUCAAUUGUGAAAUCAUAGUAAAAUAAUCUCAACAUUAGUGUGUGUUAGAGAAUGGAAAAUAUUAUAGUCAUCUAAAUAUUUUUUAUAAAUGAGAAAAUAACUUCUGCUUAUAUCCAGAGUGUGUAAAGAACCCAGGCUACUCCAUUUAUUUUCCAAUAUAAACCGUGACAUGUUUAUGUAGAAGCACUGCUGUAAAGUUUUGUAUAUGUCUGAAAUCAUGAUUUUUUAAAGACGUUAGUUAUAGCUGUAUAUUUUCUUCAGUGUUAGUAAAAAGCAGUUCAUACUGAUUUAUACAAAGUAAGGGCACAAUUGAAACUGCCAUCCUUCUGAUGUCCAUACACAAGAACCUUGUCUAGUAACUAAACUGUUCAGCACAAGCUUUGUCUACAGUUCAGCCCCUAUGACUGACGCAGGGAUUGCUGUAGAUGAAUAAAUCAAGAAAUGGCAAAUCAGUUAAUUAAGUUGAUAGGACAGAAAGAGAAGCAAGGCUCCAUUAAACAAUCUGAAGUUGAAUGAAAUGUAGGGAGAUGAUUCAAGCACUCUGAUUAGCUAAUAUAAAGGGUAUUAAUUCUCUGUGCUGGAGGGACUACAUCCCCGGAAUGUCCUCUAGCACAAAAAGCUGCUGUUUCUAAAGAGAAUACAAAAGAAGUUAGAAAGCACCUAUCACCUUGUUGUGUGCAGGAAGUGCCCUCUUCAGGCUGAUUCCAACAUUAGAAAAAAAAAUAAACUACACAUUCAAAACUCCCUUACUGAGGCAUACCCAGCAGUCAUUCACUGAACCCACACACUUAUUUUGAAAUUCACCUGUCUUUAUCCCAUUUUAAAAAUAGUAACCAUACCAGCUAUCUAUUCUGAAGUCUGAGAAAUUAGCAAUAUUUUCAAGCAGUGCCAUGUCACUUGUCUAAACGUGGUUUUUAGAGUUACACUGGAGAAGAUUACAUAGAUAUUUUGAAAAGUGAGUAGGCAUGUAGCAGCCACUGACUUCACAGGACACUAAGCUGCUUAGGUUCUUAUGAAAAUGCCACUAGUCACCUAGCUGCAUCUUUUUUGAAAAUGGGCCUUAGGCCUCUCAAUUACUUCAGAUUUCAGGACUGUUUAUGGUGAACAAAAAUAGCUGCUCGAAAGUCUCUAUGCUGCUCUUCGAUCUAGUCCUUCCAGGUCUAAUUCCAUGUCAGUCCCACUGUGAGAGAUGCAGGAAAUUCAGUCUCCACGGCACAUAACUGAUGUUAAGUGAAAUUACAUGGUGUUUUAUUACCCCUUCAAGCAAUAGUUGCAUUGAUAGUAUAUAACUACUGUAUAUCUUUCAUGUCCUUUGGCUAGAGCUUAGAUGAAGGUCUGAUCCCUUUUUUUUAAAAUGUUUUAGUGUGUGUAUGUAUAUAUAUAUAUAUAUAUCCCCUGCAUUGGUUGUUAAAUCCAGUUAGAUGCAUGAAAAUAUUUUUUUAAUAAAAAAUUUACCCUUCAUUUGAUAAAUGGAUUCUCCACCUAUUUCCAUUAGCACUGAAAGUAUGAUGGUUGGUUCCUGCCAAA